Electrophorus electricus (electric eel) is the source of this 2515-nucleotide messenger RNA. RefSeq names its product minichromosome maintenance complex component 7 (gene mcm7). The record is from RefSeq and is a predicted model, not a curated record. Gene Ontology annotation, cellular component: MCM complex; nucleus. NCBI's taxonomy places the organism in Eukaryota, Metazoa, Chordata, Actinopteri, Gymnotiformes, Gymnotidae. Gene Ontology annotation, biological process: DNA replication; DNA strand elongation involved in DNA replication; double-strand break repair via break-induced replication. Gene Ontology annotation, molecular function: ATP binding; single-stranded DNA helicase activity; ATP hydrolysis activity.
UCGCGCCAGUUUUCGCAGUUUCUCUGGUUUGUAGUCAGCACGUUACUAUUCGCCACACAAGAAAUACGAGGUUUUCAAAUACUUUGGAAAAGUAAUUUGCAACUUAUGCCCCGGGUUUCUGAACCUUGAUUCUUUCUCCGAAAAUGGCACCAAAGGAUUAUGUGGCGGAGAAGGAAAAGUGUAAGCAGUUCUUGCAAGAAUUCUACAAUGAAGACAGUGCUGGGAAAAAAGUAUUUAAAUAUGGAGCUCAACUGGUGUGUCUGGCACACAGAGAGCAGGUGGCGUUGGUGGUGGAUCUGGAUGAUGUUGCAGAAGAAGAUCCUCAGUUGGUGGAGAGUGUGUGUGAAAACACUAAACGCUACACUGGACUGUUUGCAGAUGCAGUGCAUGAGCUACUGUCAGAAUACCGUGAACGAGAGGUACUGGCAAAAGAUGCGCUGGAUGUUUACAUUGAGCAUCGUCUGAUGAUGGAAACGCGAGGACGUGAUCCUGCAGACACACGUGACCCCAGGAACCAAUACCCUGUGGACCUCAUGAGGAGAUUUGAGGUGUAUUUUCGUCCUCCCUCCACCUCCAAGCCAGAGGUCAUACGAGAUGUUAAGGCAGAUCACAUUGGCAAGCUCGUUACAGUCAGGGGCAUCGUUACCAGGGCAACUGAGGUCAAGCCCAUGAUGGCUGUUGCCACAUAUACAUGUGACCAGUGUGGGGCAGAGACCUACCAGCCGAUUGCAUCUCCAAGCUUCAUGCCACUCAUCAUGUGCCCUAGUCAGGAGUGUGUCACUAACAGGUCAGGGGGGCGCCUCUACCUGCAGACACGGGGAUCGAAGUUUAUCAAGUUCCAGGAGCUGCGCAUCCAGGAGCAUAGUGACCAGGUUCCAGUGGGGAAUAUUCCACGUAGUAUGACUCUUUAUGCACGGGGAGAAAACACACGUGUGGCGCAGCCAGGGGAUCACGUGGCGGUUUCAGGAGUGUUCCUCCCUCUCCUCCGUUCUGGUUUCCGACAGGCUGUGCAGGGUUUGCUGUCUGAGACGUACUUGGAGAUCCACUGUAUUGCUCUCAUGAACAAAACUGAGGAUGACGAACUUGGCACAGAGGAACUGAGUGAGGAAGAGCUGCGUCAAAUCACAGAGGAAGAUUUCUAUGAAAAGUUGGCAGGUUCUAUUGCCCCUGAAAUCUAUGGCCAUGAGGAUGUGAAGAAAGCUCUACUGCUAUUACUGAUGGGUGGAGUUGAGCAGGCCCCACGCGGGAUGAAGAUCAGAGGUAAUAUUAACAUCUGUCUGAUGGGGGACCCUGGUGUGGCCAAAUCUCAGCUGUUGUCCUACAUUGACCGUCUUGCACCACGCAGUCAGUAUACUACUGGGCGAGGCUCCUCAGGCGUGGGUUUGACAGCAGCAGUGAUGCGUGACCCUGUUACUGGGGAGAUGACCCUGGAGGGUGGGGCUCUGGUGCUGGCAGAUCUUGGUGUGUGCUGCAUUGAUGAGUUUGAUAAGAUGGCUGAUGCUGACCGCACAGCCAUUCAUGAAGUAAUGGAGCAGCAGACCAUCUCCAUUGCCAAGGCUGGGAUUAUGACGUCUCUGAACGCUCGCUGUUCAAUCUUAGCAGCGGCAAACCCAGCGUAUGGGCGGUAUAACCCACGUAAAAGCAUUGAGCAGAACAUCCAGCUGCCAGCAGCACUUCUGUCCCGUUUUGACCUGCUGUGGCUCAUCCAGGAUAAACCAGACACAGACAAUGACCUGCGCCUGGCUCAGCACAUCACCUAUGUGCACCAGCACUGCAGGCAGCCACCCACACACUUCACGCCCAUCGACAUGAAGCUCAUGAGGCGUUACUUGAAUAAGUGUAAAAAGAGGCAGCCUGCAGUUCCUGAGGCUCUGGCUGAUUACAUCACAGCAGCGUAUGUCGAGAUGAGGAAGGAGGCACGCGUCAGUAAAGACACCACCUUUACCUCUGCCCGCACACUGCUCUCUAUACUGCGCCUGUCCACAGCACUGGCACGAUUGCGAAUGGUUGAUGUGGUGGAGAAAGAAGAUGUGAAUGAAGCCAUGAGACUAAUGGAGAUGAGCAAAGAUUCGCUGCAGCCUGACAAAUCAAACACCACCAGGACCCAACGGCCAGCAGACGUGAUCUUCUCUUUGGUGAGGGAGUUGGCUGGAGAGGGGGGAAAAGUUAAAGCAGUGCGAAUGACUGAGGCAGAACAUAGGUGUGUGUCCCGAGGUUUCACUCCAGCCCAGUUUCAGGCUGCACUGGACGAGUAUGAAGAGCUCAAUGUGUGGCAGAUCAAUCAGGCACGCUCACGCAUCACCUUCUUGUAAACACCCCCCCCAGCACAGUUCAUUGUGUGCUCAUACAUCACACGCACACCUUUCCCAUAUAUAUUGUAUUUUUUGGUGACAGUUUUCUCAAACUGCAUUCUUACUUGACAACAGCUUAUGGUAAACUUGUUUGACAUUUUUCCAGACUAUUACCUUUUUAAUAUAAAGAAAUCACUGGUAUAAAAAUAAAGAAAAUGUGUAAA